This is a messenger RNA of Procambarus clarkii (red swamp crayfish), 984 nucleotides long. RefSeq names its product golgin subfamily A member 6-like protein 22. The record is from RefSeq and is a predicted model, not a curated record. NCBI's taxonomy places the organism in Eukaryota, Metazoa, Arthropoda, Malacostraca, Decapoda, Cambaridae.
AUGUGGAGAACGAGGAACAAGUGUGGAGAGCGUGGAACAGGUGUGGAGAGCGAUGAACAGGUGUGGAGAGCGAGGAAUAGGUGUGGAGAGCGAGGAACAGGUGUAGAGAGCGAGGAACAAGUGUGGAGAGCGAGAAACGGGUGUAGAGAGCGAGAAACGGGUGUGGAGAGCGAGAAACGGGUGUGGAGAGCGAGGAACAGGUGUGGAGAGCGAGGAACAGGUGUGGAGAGCGAGGAACAGGUGUGGAGAGCGAGGAACAGGUGUGGAGAGCGAGGAACAGGUGUGGAGAGCGAGGAACAGGUGUGGAGAGCGAGGAACAGGUGUGGAGAGCGAGGAACAGGUGUGGAGAGCGAGGAACAGGUGUGGAGAGCGAGGAACAGGUGUGGAGAGCGAGGAACAGGUGUGGAGAGCGAGGAACAGGUGUGGAGAGCGAGGAACAGGUGUGGAGAGCGAGGAACAGGUGUGGAGAGCGAGGAACAGGUGUGGAGAGCGAGGAACAGGUGUGGAGAGCGAGGAACAGGUGUGGAGAGCGAGGAACAGGUGUGGAGAGCGAGGAACAGGUGUGGAGAGCGAGGAACAGGUGUGGAGAGCGAGGAACAGGUGUGGAGAGCGAGGAACAGGUGUGGAGAGCGUGGAACAGGUGUGGAGAGCGUGGAACAGGUGUGGAGAGCGUGGAACAGGUGUGGAGAGCGUGGAACAGGUGUGGAGAGCGUGGAACAGGUGUGGAGAGCGUGGAACAGGUGUGGAGAGCGUGGAACAGGUGUGGAGAGCGUGGAACAGGUGUGGAGACCGUGGAACAGGUGUGGAGAGCGAGGAACAGGUGUGGAGAGCGAGGAACAGGUGUGGAGAGCGAGGAACAGGUGUGGAGAGCGAGGAACAGGUGUGGAGAGCGUGGAACAGGUGUGGAGAGCGUGGAACAGGUGUGGAGAGCGUGGAACAGGUGUGGAAAGCGAGGGGCAGGUGAGGAGAGCGAAGGGCAGGUGA